AUGGAAGAGUGCUCCAAGCUGGGCUUAGCCAAAUCCAUUGGUGUCAGCAACAUCGGCACCAAGAAGCUCUCUGAUCUCCUCUUGCACGCCACUAUCCCUCCUGCUGUUAAUCGGGUGGAGAUGAAUGCGGCAUGGCAACAAGAGAAGCUGAGAGGAUAUUGCAGAGAAAAAGGAAUACAGGUGAGCGCAUGGUCUCCUUUGCGAGCGACUGGAGCUGCUUGGGGUUCAUUAGCAGUCAUGGAGAGUCCUGUGCUCAAAGAGGUAGCCCUUAUAUCAAGUGCCAGCAUACUACAAAUUGCGCUGAGAUGGAUAUAUGAGCAAGGGGCAUGCGUGAUAGUGAAGAGCUUCGAGAAGGAGAGGAUGAAGGAGAACCUGCAAAUCUUAGAAUGGGGACUUAGCGAGGAGGAUUCGGAAAAUAUCGAGCUUCAGAUUCCACAGAAAAGAGGAUGUGCUAGUGACAUGUCCAUCUUUGAGGAGGGGCCUUACAGAUCGUUGGAUGAGCUCUGGGAUGGCGAUGCUUGA
Rhodamnia argentea is the source of this 522-nucleotide messenger RNA. Its product is annotated as methylecgonone reductase-like. Gene Ontology annotation, cellular component: cytosol. NCBI's taxonomy places the organism in Eukaryota, Viridiplantae, Streptophyta, Magnoliopsida, Myrtales, Myrtaceae. Gene Ontology annotation, molecular function: aldose reductase (NADPH) activity. The transcript has 4 exons. The record is from RefSeq and is a predicted model, not a curated record. Bases 1 to 522 code for a protein of 173 amino acids.